This is a messenger RNA of Dermacentor silvarum, 4439 nucleotides long. RefSeq names its product rhophilin-2-like (gene Rhp). The transcript has 15 exons. Bases 718 to 2697 code for a protein of 659 amino acids. Gene Ontology annotation, molecular function: protein binding. Gene Ontology annotation, biological process: negative regulation of stress fiber assembly; signal transduction. The record is from RefSeq and is a predicted model, not a curated record. NCBI's taxonomy places the organism in Eukaryota, Metazoa, Arthropoda, Arachnida, Ixodida, Ixodidae.
GGCUUUGUCGUCGAGCAGCGGCUCGCCCUCCGCCGCGUGAUGUGGGUCGCGCUGGCUCUCGCCGGAGCCGCCAGAAGUCGACGGAGAGCGAAGUUGCCGAAACGUCCCGCGGCGCAGCUCCAACACCGCUGCCGUUGAUGCUGCUGCCUGCCGUAAUUCCUCGCGGCUGCCACCGGAGUUGCAACACCCCCCGAUCGCCGUGGUCGAGUUUAAGGAUCGUCUGUUUUUCACUUCCCCGAGCUCUGUUGUAGAGAAAGCGCAAAGUGGCUGCGUCUCGGGUCCCCAGCCGCAGCUGGCGUUUGUCAACAGCCUUUCGCCGCCUCGCGCGCGUGUGUGUUUGUCGUCGUCCCGGACCGGAGGAGACUGCACCGCUCGCUCAACGCCUUUGGCCUGUGUGCGCUCGCUCGAGAUCCCAUCGACUGGUGUUUGUGCACGGCCCGGCCGCCCACUCCGCGCGGCGAAUUGCGCGUUAAUCUGGUGAGAGGCCAACCAUAGGCUGAAGUGGGGCCCGGCCGGAUCGGCCCGCUGCUGCAGGUUUGCGAUGGCUUUCGGACUGGCUCGGUACUGACCCACAUUGUGGCUCUUUAAGCACGUGCUCGUCGUUGUGCCAGGACGUCUGAGGGGGAACCGCGUGUGUGCACUUGUCUCGGACGCUGUGGAAUUUCGCCCACCGCCGCAAAGCUGGCCACUCGGCUCAGCAGCGACAGCCAGCCGGCUAUGGAGACUUGGAUUGAAAACCUGAACAAUCUGGUGAUCGCCCUGAAACAGGGCUCGGAUCCUCGGGCUGCCACGUGCCGAGGCAAGCUGCAGUACCGGCGCUCCAAGAUCAACCAUGAAAUCACCAAACAGAUGAUGAUGCGCAACGGAGCUGAAAAGCUCUUCAAAGCUACGACAAACAAGAAGCUUCGUGAGACAGUGGCUCUGGAGCUGAGCUUUCUCAACUCAAACCUCCAGUUGCUCAAGGAGCAGCUGGCUGAGCUCAACAGCUCUGUGCAGAUCUACCAGAGUGAGAACCAGUCGCAGGUGGUACCAAUGAUACCCCUGGGCCUCAAGGAGACCAAAGACAUAGACUUCAAAGAGCCUUUCAAGGACUUUAUUAUGGAACACUACAGUGAAGAUAGCUCUGUGUAUGACAGCGCCAUUCAAGAAUUUAUGGAUGUUCGGCAGGCUGCCCGCACCCCAACGCGGGACCAAGCUGGUGUUCAACUUUUGUUUGAAUACUACAACCUGCUUUAUUUUGUGGACAGGCGUUUCUUCCCCCCCAAUCGCAGCAUGGGAAUCUUCUUUGAGUGGUUUGACUCUCUAACUGGAGUUCCAAGCACACAGAAGACGGUUGCCUUUGAAAAAGCCAGCGUGUUGUUUAACAUUGCCGCACUGUACACGCAAAUAGGUGCAAAGCAAGACCGUGGAAAAAGCACAGGAAUAGAUUCAGCAGUUGACAGCUUUCUGCGAGCAGCCGGCAUGUUUUGUUACAUACGUGAGAACUUUAGCAAGCCACCUAGCAUGGACCUCAGUGCUGAAACACUGGAGGUGCUUACCCAUGUAAUGCUGGCCCAGGCACGAGAAUGCCUCUUUGAAAAGCUGAUCUUGGGUAAUGUCGAGAAGCAAGGAGUCAUGACUUGCAUUGAAGUGGGCCAAGAAGCAGCAGAGGUUGCCGAGGUUUAUGCCCAAGUGCACAAGCUUAUCUCGAUGCCUCCUGUCAAGGACUAUGUACCUUACUCGUGGAUUAGCCUUAUCUUGGUGAAGGCUGAACAUUACCGUGCAUUAGCACACUAUUAUGUUGCUGUAGGGCUUCUUGAACACUCAGGGGACUUGGAUGAGGCCUUGAGGCGGUCCCUUGAGUUUCUGCAUGUCCAAGAGCAAAGCAAUUCGACAUGUAUUGACAUCAGAGUGCCCCAAACUUUGGAGGAGAGACGACAGCUAGGUAAGGCCCACCUGCGUGAGGCUCUCCUACUGCACGAAGAGGCACUGCGUCUUCACCGCAUGUGUCGGCAAUUGCGUCAAGUGGACAACUUGCUGGGGCGCCUCAGGGCUGACCAUGAUGCUGCUUUGCAGCGCUAUGCUGACCUUGAGGAGGAAGAUGACUUCCAGGAGGUGUUAGACCCACCUCAAAUUCAAGCUUCCACAAAGUAUCAAUUGACUUUGACAUCACCCGAUUUCACUCAGUACAAAGUAAAGGAUCUCUUUCAUGGGCUGGGUCCGAUCAGUAUCUUCUCUGCCAGGCACCAUUGGUCAGCAUCCCGGGCUGUGCACCUUACUAAAAAGGGCAAGGAAAGCUUUGGCUUCAGUGUGCGAGGAGAUUCCCCAGUUAUUGUUGCUGGUGUCGAAGCUUGCAGCCUUGCAGAGCUGGCUGGUGUGAAAGAAGGGGAUUUCAUUGUUGCCAUUGGUGACCUUGACACCAAGUGGUCAACACACGAGGAAGUGGUACAAUUAAUAAGAAAAGCUGGCGAUGAGCUCACUCUGCGUGUCAUCACACCCAUGGAUCGCAGCUAUCUACGACAGAGCCCAGCAUCGUCAACCACCUCGUCAUCUGGUGUGAGCUCAAGUGGUUCGAGCAGAGUGCAGAGUCCCAAUGGUUCUAUUGCCAGCAACAAAAGCAAGGACAGCCACAAACGGCUGACUUGGAACUUCUUUCGACGUGGAACGUCCAAGGAGAGGCGGGAAGCUGGUUAUGAUGCCAACAUUUUGCUGCGUUGAACACAUUACUGCAACUACACACGACUGGCAUUGAUGUCAUGCCCAGUGGCCACUACCAAGGAACCGAGUGUGCAUGGAAAAGCAUCCAUGUUAAAAGGACAAAGUUGACAGAGUUGUUAUACUCUAGUGCUGGAACUAUGUUGCACCCAAUUCAAGGAUGCUUUUGAUGAGCUGUGCUCAGCCUUGAACUUUCAAGAUAUGGGGACUGAAUGGUGCUAUGGCAAAAAAAAAUUUGAGAACCUUCGUCAGUGUCACCAACUGUGUCCAAGAUCUGCUGCAUUUGCUAUGAUUGCUGCUGUCCGUUGCAGAUUCUUGCUUUGAGAAGGCAUGUGUUUUUCAGUCUUGCAACAUUUUUGCAGUUAGCACUCAUUUCAGCUUUUACUGUUUCACAGGAAAUUGCGGUAUUGUACAGAUAUAUGAAGGAAGCAACAAUGGUAGUCAUUGGUGGCAAUUUGUAAAUUGUUUUGUUUGUUUUGUAUUCAUGUAAUGGUUAAAAGGUGUGUGAAAUGUAAAGGACUUGCAUGCUUGUGCUAAGAGUACCAUCCUUCUGAACUGAAGUAUCAUAGCACUCGUGCCAUUUUUGGUUAUUUGACUGCUGCAGCCAUGCCAAAUGUGGAAAUCACAUUACUAAUCUUUCACUUGUUUCCUUCAACUGUGUUUAAUUGGUGUUAAAAUUUAGUGGGCUGUAAACAGUGGGCCAUUGCCUUGAGGCUAACAUCUGGCCUGCUAAAAGUCAAAUCUAUCAAAAUGGGUAGAAAGCGGGCAUCUAUUUAUGCAGUAUUAGUGCAUUAUUUUCGGUAAAACUAUGUUUCAGAAUGACAGUUCUAACUCUGGCCUAUUUGUAUACCCGACGCAUCACAGCUACAUUUCAAUCAGUCAUCCUUGUCUACACAUCCUUUAAUUGUGAAGAAAGCAUUUAGCAUACCAAUGCAAUUUGUUGUGCAUAUUAUUAACCAUUGCUGUGUUAGCUGCAGAUCCUUUCUGCUGUGUUCUGAUGAAACAACAGAACUAGAUGUUUUUCUUCACAUGCAUUGCAAUAUGUAGCUAAUACAUUCUAAGAUAUACUUUGCUUGCAGUGGUCUGCCACGAGAGCUUCAGUUUUUUAGCAUAGUGGAACGCAGCUUACCCUCCUUUACCUUCACAGUAGGGUUUUCACUCAUUCUUAAGCCAAGUAAAAGAAACUGUGGACUCGUAGUAAAUUGCACAUAUUUGUUUUUUGCAGCAUAUAAAUUUUCAUGCAGAGUUGUUAAGGCUGUUUAAAGUGAUCACUUUUGUUAAUCAAAGAUACUGAUGUGCAUGACGUGCAGCUUAGAGGGAUUGAGUGAGUGUUUACUACACGCUGAUGAACUCAUGUGGAAGCAGCCGAAGUGUUGCAGGAAGUCAUACAAUUUGUGUGGUGCUUAGAGAGGCAUCACUGACAGUGUCAAGGUAUAUAAUGUACAUACUGUACAUAUGGACAACCUAAGGCAUACUCUAUUUUUACAUCAAGGUUAGCUUUCUGACAUUACAGAUUCUUGUUUUAUUGCCUUUUUAAAACACCUCUAUAUUGCUUUUAUAACAUAUUUGGCUUCUGCUGAUGCCGUGUACUAAUUAAAAAUUAUAGACAAACAAAUUCCAAGGCGUCUAAUUCUUGUUACUUUCUAAAAAGAACCUGACUGCAUUUCAUGAAGUUAUGAAUUGUUCUCUUACAAUAUAUGAAAAGCAAUUCAGCCUAGCAGUGAAAUAAAGCACUUAUAUUUGAA